AUGCCACGCGACUUUGGGCUGGACUUGUCUGAGGUAGAACUUGACGAUUUGAAGCAGAAUGUGCGCCAGAAAUCUUGGCACAGCUCAAAGAACGACGGAAAAUAUUCUCCGAUUGGCGAUGAUGACAACAGUAUUGUCUCGCCCUCAAUACGAGAUCACCCGACUAAACGCCUGAACCAAAGCACAGAAUCUCUUAUAAAGGAUUCAUCAAGUACUAAUAAGCAAUCUUACUGGGAAAGCUUCAAGGGCCCCGAGGCCCCCAAAAAGGUUUGCGAAAAUGGCAUUUGGGCCGUCGUGCGCCACCUAGCCUUAUUCCAUAUUCCACCCAUCGGCAUCACCUUGGCUCUUCUGGGACUAUACAUCCACAAAAUACGGUGGGGUGAUUUGACCGAAGAGCAAUUGAACUUCUUGCAAUUUGCAGCUAAGGCUCAUGAGAUAUUAAUCUUGGUGUCGUUGACAGAUAUCUUGUUGCAACGAAUAUGCUACAGUCUCCUUUGCGAAGAUGAAGGGGUUCCACUGGGCCUUCUAUCGUCGCCGUUUCAACUCGGAUCACCGCUUCAGUAUUUCUUCAGCUGGGAAUUAUGGGCUGGCCUUGUACAACCAGGCGUCAAGCCUAAGAAGGCGCGAUCUUGGAUCACUGGCAUCGUGAUAAUCGUUACAGUUUUGCUUUCCGUUGCGGCUGCUCCACUAUCAGCCAUUGUCAUGAUUCCUCGCGAAGGGUGGUGGCAAGUCUUUUAUACGCCUGACGAUGACCUUAGGCACAAUACCUAUUUUAAAUCCAGCAUCUACCCGACUGAUCUAGGCAAGAAACAAACCGAUUUGUAUGUCAUACAACCGGAACCUAACUCCAUUCUUUACCACCCUGAAUCAGCUCUUACACCCAUACUCUCAGACAUACCUGCAGCCAGCAUGGAGAUUAAUUUUCAGCGACUAUCCAACAUCACAUAUACAAACUAUGAAAAGUCGUUUGCCUCGAAUAGAGUUAUUUCAUUAACUCAAGCCAUUCCUGAUGUCGUGCUCGACCUUGCCGUUGCCACAACGCCAAUGGACACUCUGGCUGUAAACGCUCUAAGCGUCUGGAACACUCGUGAUGAGGAGCCAAAGGAUCUUCUCGUCAAGUCUUACUGGAGGACUCUCGAAACGCCUUCUCUUAGAAAGUGGAAGCAACCUCUCGUGGCUGUGGAAUGCGCAUGGAACCGGACAAGUGGCUCCGAGUCAUAUUUCAGCUUUCCGUCGGCCAUGUCCACCGACGAGGUGACCAUGACUUUUGAUGACGAUCCUGAAUUCAAGGAUUUCGUCACCAAGGCCCGGAAAACGCCCAAGAAUAAAUUACCUGAUGUCAGAUAUCGAGCGUGGGCGCCAUCGGACAAAGCCGAUGCGUUGGUUAGCGCCAAUUUCCUACUCUUGGCAGAAGUACCAGAAUAUUUCGAUAACGGCACUCUCAAAACCUAUGAGUAUUCACCACGUACUGAGACUAGCGUGGGACUUCAUUUGUGUCGUAUUUAUGCUCGUUGGGCAGAAGUUGAUCUCUGGGUUGAACGCGGGAAAUCUAAUCUUGUACAGAGUCAGUUCGACCACUCCCUGUUCGACAUUUACAGCCUACUCGGGGACUCUGCAGCCAAAUACGAGCCCAUCAAGAUGCAUAAGGAGUGGUUGGAGGCAGUUGGUCAUCGAAGAAACGAGACUGGUCAGGUCGUUGCCGAACAGGAUUCAAUUUGGGAUAAUACUAUUGAUAUUGCCAACGAUAUUCGGGCCCGCAUCCCCUACGCAAGCAACGAAGAUGGCAAUGUGUUUCUUCAAUUAGCACUAGGAGUGCAUCUAACUGAUAUACUCUCCCGGAUGGGCUCGGACUUUCUUGAUCGCAAGGGAAUCCGCCCUUCGGAUGUUGAUGACGGCAAGCCCCCUGGACCGAGCGAUUAUAUCCUCGAACAAAACCUCUUCCUCGGUGGUUAUGGCUACAGUAUUGAAAGUAGUAACACUAUCCCUCUAGCACUUGGAAUUCUACUCUUACAUGUGGCCAUUGUUUUCAUUCAUGCUUUCAUUAUCAUCUUCUUCCGACAUCGGUGGCUGAGUUCUUGCUGGGCGAGUUUUGGACAGGUUCUUGUGCUGGCACUACGCUCUGAGAAGCAAGAUUUGGGAAAUGUUGGUGGUGGAGUGGAUAGCUCACAGACAUGGAGCACUUCAGCGGUAGUAAGGGUAUUCGGAGUCGGUGGAAGAUUGGAGAUGGUGCUCAACAAUACAAGGAAUGAUAACGGGCUAAUACAGGGGGAAGGAUAUAAAGAAGAGGGCGGCAGCACUGGGUACACUCGCGUUGAGCCAGGCGUUAGAUAUCGCUAG
This is a messenger RNA of Fusarium venenatum, 2337 nucleotides long. RefSeq lists its product as uncharacterized. The record is from RefSeq and is a predicted model, not a curated record. NCBI's taxonomy places the organism in Eukaryota, Fungi, Ascomycota, Sordariomycetes, Hypocreales, Nectriaceae. Gene Ontology annotation, biological process: carbohydrate metabolic process.